Messenger RNA from Copidosoma floridanum, 5411 nucleotides. RefSeq lists its product as uncharacterized. The record is from RefSeq and is a predicted model, not a curated record. Lineage: Eukaryota; Metazoa; Arthropoda; Insecta; Hymenoptera; Encyrtidae. Gene Ontology annotation, molecular function: RNA binding.
CUCGCCAAUCUCGCCAUCAUAGUGCUAGGGGCUAGGAGCAAACUCCUCUAGUCCUCUGGUGUCGGCCUCAGCCAUAUUUUCUCUCUGCACUUGACUCUCGUAGUAAGUUUUCUCGUGUUUAACGCUAGUUAGCAUAGCGCGCUCCUUCUCUCGCCAAUUUCACUGUAAGUGUACGGAGAUUGCAGAGUCGGCUUGGGUACAUACCAAACAAGCAUCAUGGCGCAACGCUAGUAUAUUGCAGCUUGUGCUUGUGAAAUCUUUUAGGCGUCUUAGUAAUUGUAUAAUAGUUGCAUCGGACCAGCACAACAUCCACGUUGCGCGCCUCGUCCUGGCCACGUCUUCGUCGAAGCGUUCAAGGCUUCGGGGUACACCUCAGUCAGAAUAAGUAUAAUAUAGUACUUAUACUCCAAGGGUUAUACAUCGCUCCGGUGUGCGCCAAGGAACUCCGAAAAUUGUAUCCCCACGGAUCCACGCGUAACCGCCGCCUUUUGCAGCAAUCAUGGAUGAACACGAAGAGUUGGAUAUGGGUGACUUUGAGAUAGUGGAUGAGUGUGAAGGUGAGGACGAGGAUGACCAGAAUGAGGUCCGUUCCUACGGCUCAGAGGACGACAACGACGAAAAUUACGACUCUUACCACAGUGCGGAUAAGGAUAUCAAUGAUCCAGAGGACGUCAAUAUCGAUGACAAUAGUGGCGAUAAUGGCGACAAUAUACUCGACGUCUCAAUUGACGUCUCUGAGAACGACUUCCUUGAGAAUGUCGCCAAAGACUUCUCCGAGAAUAUCGAGGAGCAAGUCGAACAGCGGAUCACUAGGUCAAAAAUGACCCUUAGGAGCGGCAGACAGCCCACUGUACAGCUUAAAAAACUUGAGAGCGUGCCAUUUGAGCACGAACCCACGAUUAAAAAGAAGCCAGGUCCCAAAUCCAAGACUAUGAACAUCCCCGUGACACCAGCUAAAAAACCCAUACAGAAGAUUGUAUUCAACGAUUCAGAUAAAAAGGAGGUAACUGUAAAGAAGGAGGAACCUAAAAAGCCCACAGCCAACAACAGCCAAAAGAAACCCAACGUUCAAGCAGCUCAAAAAGAAAUCAAGAAAGAAUCAGAAAAGAGCAAACAGAUAACUCCAAAAAAACCAGUUCUUCAGCGAAAGACACCAGCUUUCUUGAAAAAAGACCUCACUGAUGAAGAAAUUAUGGAACACUUUGAUGAAAUUGAAAACUCAGUUUUCACAUCUGACAGUGUUGUCAUACAUAACGAUGCUGAUGAUGAAGAAAAAGACAAAGAUAAAAAGGACGAAAGUAUUACUGACAAAGACAAAGCCAAAGAGCUCAGUAAAGAAAAUAAGGAAGAGGUCGAGUCCACUAAAAGCGUCGAAGAAAUAACCCAGGAAGAAAACUGGGAUAAAGAUUGCGAUAAGUUUAAGAGAAAAGAGCCAAAAAUUAAAAUUGAAGAAGAAGAGUUGAGCGAAAGUCAUGCGUGGUAUAAGGAAAACAUUAAAUCCAAAGAAAAUCAGGUUGAAGACAAGUUCACAAAAUUAGCCAAAUUUAUACAAUAUUCAUACCCAUUGUAUAAAAAAUGGCUAGAUAAAAAUGAAUCUUUAUUUGGAACUGCUAUAUGCAAAGUUGAAUCUUCUAAGCAUAUUCCCCUAGAUCAGUUAUCUCCAAAUCGUUGGAAAUUCGUUUGCAGUAAAAAGGUUAUUCAACAAUCAUCAGAGGAGGAGGAUAAGCAGGCUGAUAGUGAAUCUUGUAGCAACAAGAACGCUCAGCAAAUCUGGCAAAUUAUUCCGGGUGUUCCAGAUGCUGAUGUGGAAAAUACUGAAGAAUAUCCACCUUUUGUUAUGCGUGUCGUAAAGGUAUUUGAAGAAUUUCUGCAAUCGUUGGAUCAAAGACUAAUCGACGGCCUUGACAGCAUCCAAAAAGAAAAGGACGAUAGCAAAGAUGAAGUCGAGAUUUUGGAGAUGUCCAUCGAUGAUGAUGGUAAAAAAUCUGAAUCCGCUGAUAAAGAAGAAGCAAAUAAAGAUGGUGCAUCGUCUUUUAAAGAUCUCGAAGGAUUAAGUAUUAUGUUGAGAUGCAAUCGAAAGCAAGAAUUGAUGAUGCACAUUACUGGUAAAGAUAUAAAACCCCAGUUGAUGGAUAAAAUUAAAGACCUCUUUGAGAAUGGCCCUGGUAAGGAAUGCAACGUCAAAUCUCUCUACUGCAAAACAAUCAUCAAAGACAUGCAUGUCAUUAAAACGAACACCACUUUCUUGCUGGGCUCAGAAAUUCUUGAAGAUGAAGUAGGCUCUGUGAAAAUUCAGUUAGCACCUAAAAACAAUGCUUGGACCAAUUUAUCUGGGAUUGAGUUGUUAGCAAACGUAGUUGGUGAAUUUCUGGUUCCUACUAAGAAGACAAGUAUAAUAGAAAUUGGUUGCGGAACAGGUCUCAUAAGCUUAAUACUGGCUCCCCAAUGUCAAAAAAUCAUUGGUCUUGAUGUACAAAAAGAAAUUGUUGAGGCAGAACUUACCUGUGAUCUCAAUGAGAUAAAAAAUGCUACAUUUGUAACUGGAAAACCUAAAUUAGUCAUGAGCCAAAUCGAUAAUGCUCUAGCUGAGACUAAAACUGUAGCUGUUAUAAACACCAACAACGUAUUUGGACGUUCUCCCGACGUCAUAGUUGCGCUCAGAAAAAUGAGCAAUCUUGGCCGCAUAGUCGUAAUAACCAACUUGUCUAAGCAAGCGAUGCGUUCCAUCUUAGAUUUAGUCCAACCAGCAAGCGCGGAGUUGGGAAAUCCAUUUAUUCCUAUCAAAGCAUGUAUAGUGGAUACAACGCCUAAGUCAAAAUAUGGUUUUGAAAUCGUCAUGUCGAUGGAGCGUCGAACGAUGCGCAACCUGUUGAAGAUUUCUUCCGUUGAUGAUGUAGAAGAAGAAGAUGACUCUCAAACCGUUGGACUGAUCAGUAAAUCGAAGCAGAUGAAAGCUGCGGCGGCCCUGAAUAUCAAUCCCUUUGCCAAACCUCAUUUCAUUAAGAACUUUAAAAGUAAUUAUAUUCCUGGUAAAAAGUUUUUCCCUAACCCAGUUCCCUAUCAAAACAAAUUUGUUGGUCCAAAACGAGCUUUCCCUGGUCCCAGCCCCUAUCCGUAUAACAAUCCUGCCAAGAAGUUCAAACCAUUCGAGAAACCAUGGAUAGCAGGUCCAAAUGCGCGUCCAAGUACAGGUUUCGACAAAAAACCACGAGAUGAAGGUGAUUUGCGUGACAGACUCUCCAGCAAUCGCGACCCAGCACAAGACCAAGAGCAAAAGAAGCUGAUGGAUGCUCUUGGUAAACUAUCCGGCGUUGAUUCGGAGACCGUCAAAAAGCUGCAAGACAUGCUGAAUGUUGCUAUAGAAAAAACUAAUAAACUGCAAAAUCAGCUGCCCUCGCGAUCAUCCGUUUGGGAUAGAAUAGCACCGUCAGAUCACGGUCCGGAAGAUAAUUCGUUAAACACCAGUGCUCCUAUGAAAGGACGCUUUGUCAAAGAAACUGGCCCAAAAGCUAUUACCAUCACAACGUCCAAUGAUAGAGAGCCAACCCCUCCUCCUGGAUCCAAGAGUAAAAAAUAUCACAACUUACCUCCUUUAGAACCCGAUAGACCACCUCCCAAAAAUCCCCGUUUGAAGAUGACAUCAUCUGUCAUUCAAAAGCCAAAUACUGCACCUUACUUUAAACCUGCUCCAAAUCGUUUCCAAAAUAACUAUCGCAAAGAGCCAGAGCCAGAUUCUUGGAACCGAAGCAAGCCAUCUCAUCCACCUAACGAUCCGUAUGACAAGUAUCGUCCUGGCUCUCCCAGAAUGCCUCAACGACAACGGUCACCGCCACCGCGGCAAGUCUCGCCUCCUCGUCGGCCAGUCUCACCAGUUCGGCGAGUCUCGCCAGUGCGACGUGCCUCGCCGAUACGUCGAGCCUCACCGCCGAGACGACCUGUCUCGCCGCCACGCAGACCAGUCUCUCCUGUCUACCGCCAUCAGCAUUCCUCAUCGUCGCGAAAUAUUCCGAACAGACAUAACUCACCGCCACGUCGGCCCUUGUCGCCUCCUGCAAGAAAGAAGUCACCGCCCUCAAAACGCUAUGCCGACGAGUGGGACAUACCGAGUAGGACUGCGAUUGACAAUGCCUGGCAGAGACAGGAGAAGGAGAAGCAGUCGAGACCAGAACCAUGGCAGCAGGGUCCGUCGUCUUCGACCUCUGGCUGGAAUCAAGGUAGCAGCAGCAGUAAUAGUAACAGGUUCCGUCAAGAGAGUGAUACCUGGGAUAAUCCCAGAACAAAUACUUGGGAUAAUAAAAAUCCAGUGGCACCUCAGCAGACGAGCUCCGGUGGAGGAUGGAAAGGUUCCGGUAUCACGAGUAAUUCAAUGGGUGGAACUAAUUGGGAUGUGCGAAAAGAAGAUUCUAUGAGAGACAUGGGUAGACAAGACAUGAGACAUGACUCUAGAAACGAUUCUCGACAUGACUCGAGAAAUGAUUCGAGACAUGACUUGAGAUGGGAGGGCCCCGAAAAGUCGUUCAGGAAUGAUAAAGAUGACUGGAAUGAUUUACCAGAAGAUGCUCGAGAUCCAUGGGGUGACGAUCAUCCAUCGAGCUCACAAUCAAAAGAUCACCGCUGGAAUGCUCCAAGUCAGCCUGCUCAGGCCAUUACUUGGACAAGAGACAAACCUAACAACGACAACUGGUCGAACAAACCUGUUUUCUCUCAAAACAACAUGGGUGGUGGACCUGGCAUGAAUCAGAAAAUACCUAAUGCAAACAUGAAUAUAGGUAGUCUUAAUCAAAAAGCUUGGCAACAGCAUCAGCAGCCACAGCAAAACAGAAAUCCGAAUUGGAUGCCAGCUAGUAACUGGCAAGGUGGUGGAGGAAUGAGUGUACCUCAGGGUGGUAUGGGAGGAAUUGGAAAUGUUUCCAUGAUGGGGAGCCAGCCAAACAGCUGGCAGUCAACUCCACAACAAGGCUUCAAUUUUAACACUAGGCAACAACAAUUUAAUAAUCCCUUCAUGAAUAACAGGCGUUGAGUAGUUAAUAAUUUUGGAUCAUAGGUUUCAAAGUGUAUUUAAACUUUUUACCAGAUUAAAAAAAAAAUUAAAAAAUUAAAAAAAAUGAAUGGAAGGAAAUAAUGUAUGCGAUUUAUUUUAAAAUACAAUGAUUUUUCUAGUACUGUCACUGUGAUUGAAUACAUGAGUUGACUGGAUUUUUUUCCCCAUCUUUUUUCCAGUUUAUUUAUAGUGAAAAGUUUAUAGUUUCAUGUACUUUUAAGUAUUAAAAAUUAUAACACAGUGGUGUACAUUUAAGAUUAAAAUCUUCAAUUGUAAUAUUUAUAAAUUUUUAAAUUAAAUAAACACUACUUUACAAAUUUCAUGAUUCCUCCAUUAAAAGAUUUUUGUUACUGUGUACUGAAUAUAAUAA